This is a messenger RNA of Neoarthrinium moseri, 1083 nucleotides long. RefSeq lists its product as uncharacterized. The transcript has 6 exons. Lineage: Eukaryota; Fungi; Ascomycota; Sordariomycetes; Amphisphaeriales; Apiosporaceae. Gene Ontology annotation, cellular component: cytoplasm. Gene Ontology annotation, molecular function: 2-oxoglutarate-dependent dioxygenase activity. The record is from RefSeq and is a predicted model, not a curated record. Bases 1 to 1083 code for a protein of 360 amino acids.
AUGGCACCUCCUUCUGCGGAUGUCGACUUGGCUUCUGAACGCCUUGUGACUCCAAUAGUGUCGAAGAACUCGAGUGCAUCCCGUCUGAACGAACCGCUUAAGUAUACUGGCACUCUUGACGACUACAAACACUUUGAUGUUACAUCAGUCAUCGGCCUCGAGUUUCCAAAACUCCAGUUGACAGACAUCUUGCACGAUGAUGCCAAGAUCCGUGAUCUAGCUGUGCUCGAAGUUUCUCAAAGAGGUGUGGUUUUCUUUCGAAAUCAGAGCAUCGACAUCGAUGGUCAGAAGCUCCUGGGCCAAAAGCUAGGUGAGCUUACCGGAAAACCAAUCACGUCGGGGCUUCAUCGCCAUGCGCUCUCCAACAGCAAGCGCGGUAUUGCCGUAGAUGAAAACGGCAGGCUUGACGACGAGAUCUCGGUAAUAUCCUCUGAGCAGAACCGCAAGUUCUAUCAAGAUCGCUUUACAGCGGCCUCCAAAAAGAUCAGCAGUCACGGAUGGCAUGCCGAUAUAACAUUCGAGCACAUUCCAUCCGAUUAUGCUAUUUUGAAGAUCAUCAAGACACCUGAGGACGCGGGAGGUGACACUCUAUGGGCUUCUGGCUACGAGGCCUAUGAUCGCUUGUCACCAGCCUUCCAAAGGCUGGCGGAGAGUUUGACUGCUACGCAUUACCAGCCGGCGUUCAACGAAGUAAAGGCCAAGUUUGGAGAAGACUUGAUUGAUGAAUUCCGCGGUGCUCCUGAGAACACGGGACUUGAAUUCAAAGCAGAACAUCCCGUCAUCCGGACAAAUCCAGUGACUGGAUGGAAGAGUCUUUUCGGCGCAGGUCACCAGGUUCAUGCUGGAUGGUACAAUGGUGUCACGGAGCGCGAAAGUGAUAUCCUGAAAGAUUAUUUCAACCAAAUCAUUUUCGAAAACCACGACCUGCAGGUUCGCUUCCGCUGGAACCAGAACGAUUUGGCAAUAUGGGACAACGACUAUGCCGGCAAGCGCCAAGGAAACCGUGUGGUUUCACUCGGGGAGAAGCCAUACUUUGAUCCAUCUUCUAUAUCUCGGAGGGAAGCGUUGGGCCAGACGCAGUAA